AUGACCAGGCUAACGAACCCGCUAAAAGAAACUCGUCCCUACACAGCAGCCAAGAUGGCAAACGCCAAGCGACACACCCUGCCACGAGGCCUGAUAGACACCACGCUAAUCCGUCUGGACACCAUCUUUGCGGCCUUCUGGAGCAAACUAGAGGAGAGGCAACAAAAAGAGAGCUUGCCACAAACCUCACCCCUUGAGGCAGAGCACAGCAUGCCUAUCACCCCGCCUCGAAAGAGAGAUGGAGGGACAGCCAGUCCUCCACCCACGCGCCUGACCCUUACAAAGUUCAAGACCCGCUCCCUCAUCGCAGUAAGGGGUUCUCGAGGGAGACAAUCCCAAGACUCAGCGCACAACCGCGUAAGAAGACAAACAGUGGCUACCCUGUGA
Messenger RNA from Pelobates cultripes (western spadefoot toad), 387 nucleotides. The record is from the annotation of a GenBank genome assembly. Lineage: Eukaryota; Metazoa; Chordata; Amphibia; Anura; Pelobatidae.